Molecule: messenger RNA, 1174 nt
Organism: Lolium rigidum
Lineage: Eukaryota; Viridiplantae; Streptophyta; Magnoliopsida; Poales; Poaceae
Exons: 3
Coding region: 371-757 (128 amino acids)
Source: RefSeq, a predicted model, not a curated record
GAUUCCGUGGACGCCGUUGGCCUGGGAUCCUUCGUCGGAUUUCCGCCGCAACUUCCCGCCUCCAGCGACAAUCCGCAGAGCCACCGCCGCCUGUGUCCACCCGCGCCGCCAGAGGCCCCGCACGCUGUUGCCAAGCUCUUGCGCCGCCAGAGGCAGUAGGAUUGAGGACUUCUUGAAUUGUCACACCUGGGCUGGCCCAGAUCCCCUGCCGCCAGUCCUACCCGCGUCGCCCGAACCUCCAAAAAUCGCCGUGCGCAGCAUCCCACCGGGGGCCUCAGCCUCCCGCGCCCUUCCGUCUCUGCGACGCUGUCUUUAACCUUGGCGGCGCUGCUUGCGGGCUGACACCGGUCCUCUCCGACUGAACCAAGGUAUGCCCGGUGUUGAAGACGAUGGGGCUCCAACAACCACAUCCGCCAUCAUUCCCGUGCCUGCCGACCAAGACACAGCGCAGAACUCGAGCUGCCGCAAACAACAGCAGAUUCUAGCAGUAGCUCGUGCUGUCGAUUUUGUGGAGGCAGCGCUGCGCGGUGCUGGAUGGACUGCUCCCCCGACGCUAUUGUCCAUGGUCCCAGCUGACGCCCCUUUCUUGGAUUCUUGUUGCGAUGGAUUUGAUAGAAGUGAAAAAGAAUACAGAGAGUGGUCCGGUGAUUGCUGUGUUGAGAAGAUAAGACUUUGGACAUUACACACUUAUUCUUCGAGCAAAAUAAACAUGCGGGAAGGGAAGUAUAUCAAACCAAUCAAGACAAUCUCGAGCUGAAGUACUAGAUUGAGCAACACCACCUUGCUGCCCACUGAUCCGCGUCCCCUGGUGUCCCACAAGAUAGCAGAAUGCGUGUGAUGGUAAAUCACUUAGUUUUAGUGUAAUUUGUAGCUCACUCGUUUUAUUCUCUGUAAUAAAGAAGUACACUCAUUCUCUGUAAUCACUUAGUAUUAGAGUAAAGUCAAUUUAAAAUGAUCUGUGGAGAAAUUCAAAUACUUGACAAGAUAGCAGAAGAUAACAGUAGAAUGCGUGUGAUGGUAAAUCACUUAGCUUUAUUGUAAUUUGUAGCUCACUCGUUUUAUUCUCUGUAAUAAAGAAGUACACUGAUUCUCUGUAAUCACUUAGUAUUAGAGUAAAGUCAAUUUAAAAUGAUCUGUGGAGAAAUUCAAAUACUUGACAAGAUAGCAGAAGAUA